GAAUGUCGCGCAAGGAAGCACUCUCGCAGUUUAUCAAUCAAAUCCACGGACGUCCGGUGGUGGUGAAGCUUAACAGUGGCGUUGACUACAGAGGUGUUCUGGCCUGCUUGGAUGGGUACAUGAACAUUGCUCUGGAUCAGACGGAGGAGUACGUCAAUGGGCAGCUGAAGAAUAAGUAUGGCGAUGCCUUUAUACGCGGUAACAACGUCCUGUACAUUUCCACGCAGAAGAGAAGAGUCUAAAAGGAUUUAGUAAAUGAUCUCCAAUUUGAAAGCCAAA
Lutzomyia longipalpis is the source of this 279-nucleotide messenger RNA. Its product is annotated as U6 snRNA-associated Sm-like protein LSm6. Gene Ontology annotation, biological process: maturation of SSU-rRNA; mRNA splicing, via spliceosome. Gene Ontology annotation, molecular function: RNA binding. Gene Ontology annotation, cellular component: sno(s)RNA-containing ribonucleoprotein complex; U6 snRNP; U4/U6 x U5 tri-snRNP complex. NCBI's taxonomy places the organism in Eukaryota, Metazoa, Arthropoda, Insecta, Diptera, Psychodidae. The record is from RefSeq and is a predicted model, not a curated record. Bases 3 to 242 code for a protein of 79 amino acids. The transcript has 2 exons.